GUUGAACACAUACACCUACUCUCCUCAACCGACCGUCAACCACAAACCAUACCACGCGUAAACACAACCGCCCAAAAUGACAGACCUCCACAAAAUUCCCCACACCACCCUCUCCGCCUGCGUGCACCGCAUCCUCACAGCCAACGGCGUCUCCGCCGCCGACGCCACCACCAUCGCCGACUGCCUGAUCGCCGCCGAUCUGCGCGGGGUCGACACGCACGGCAGCAAUCGGAUCCCCAGCUACAUGGCGCGGAUCCGCCAGGGGGUGCUCGACCCUCGCGCCGUGCCCACCCUGACGCAGACUACGCCCGUCGCGGCGCAGGUCGACGGCCACAACGCCUUCGGGUUCGUGGCCGCCCACCUGGCCAUGACGCGGGCCAUCGCCAUGGCCCAGGAGUUCGGGAUCGGCCUCGUCUCCGUGAAACACAGCAACCACUUCGGCAUGUCCGCGUGGCUGGUGCAGCAGGCCGUCGACGCCGGCCUCAUGAGUCUGGUCUUCACCAACUCCUCGCCCGCCCUACCCGCCUGGGGCAGUCGCGAGAAGCUCCUCGGCGUGUCCCCGAUCGCGUGCGGCGCGCCGGCCGGCACCGCUCCGCCCUUCAUCCUCGAUAUGGCCCCCAGCGUGGCGGCGCGCGGCAAGAUCUACAAGGCGCUCCGCCGCGGGGAGUCGAUCCCCGAGGACUGGGCGCUGGAUGCCGAGGGGAACCGCACGACGGAUCCGGCCAAGGCGUUGGAGGGGGUGAUGCUGCCCAUGGGCGGGCCCAAGGGGUCCGCGCUCGCCAUCAUGAUGGAUGUCUUCUCCGGGGUGUUCUCGGGGAGUGCGUUCGCCGGGGAUGUGACGGGCCCGUAUGAUCCCUCCCGUGAAGCGGACGUGGGGCAUUUCAUCGUGGCCGUCAAGCCGGAUUUGUUUAUGGGGUUGGAGGAGUUUAAGGCGCGCAUGGAUUAUCUGUAUCAGCGGGUCGUGGGGGGGCAGAAGAUGCAGGGCGUGGACAGGAUCUAUUAUCCCGGUGAGAUUGAGUUGGAGAUGCGCGAGAGGAGGCUGCAGGAGGGGAUUCCGUUUGCGAAGGCGGAGAUCGAGGCGUUGAAUCGCGAGGCGGAGUUGGUGGGGGUGGAGGGGUUGACGGUGGAGUAAGUGGUAGUGGGGAUGGUUUGGGUUGGGUUGGUUGUACAGAUGAAUGCGAGAAAGCAAUGUAUUCUUGGCUGUGAU
Messenger RNA from Aspergillus aculeatus ATCC 16872, 1207 nucleotides. RefSeq names its product Ldh family oxidoreductase. Gene Ontology annotation, molecular function: oxidoreductase activity. Bases 77 to 1132 code for a protein of 351 amino acids. The transcript has a single exon. The record is from RefSeq and is a predicted model, not a curated record. Lineage: Eukaryota; Fungi; Ascomycota; Eurotiomycetes; Eurotiales; Aspergillaceae.